CUUAUGGCGUUGCGUUGGGGUUCGCCCAUUUCCCAACUCGGGACUACGUAACUUGAUGAACUAACCGCAUGUUUUAGUUAAAAUUUGUAUUGGUAAGAUCUUUCUUAAUCCUUCAGAGUGCGUAAAUCGUCAACAUCAACCGAACGCGUAACUGAAGCGGCUGGUGUUUUGCGUCCUAACUGUAAAGCCGGUCUGUGCUGGCCACUCUAGCAACACCUCCAUGGCCUUCAUGUCCUCGGCCUCGCUUAUCCCUCCUCCCCCUAUCAACACUCAGCAGCCCGGUGUAAUUACAUCGCUACUGUACAGCGGUUCCAAAUUCCGAGGAUAUCAGAAGAGCAAAGGGAAUUCCUAUGACGUUGAGGUUGUUUUGCAGCAUGUCACCAUAGAAGAUUCUUAUUUAUGUGGGUACCUGAAGAUCAAAGGCCUAACAGAGGAGUACCCAAUGCUGACGACGUUCUUUGCUGGGGAGAUCAUCAGCAUGAAGCGUCCUUUCCUGACGCGGAAGUGGGAUGCUGAUGAAGAUGUAGAUCGGAAACACUGGGGUAAGUUCCAGGCAUUUUAUCAGUAUGCAAAAACCUUCAACUCGGACGACUUUGACUAUGAGGAGCUCAAGAACAGUGACUACAUCUUUAUGAGGUGGAAGGAGCAAUUCCUGGUUCCAGAUCACACAAUCAAAGACAUCAGUGGGGCAUCGUUUGCUGGCUUCUACUACAUCUGUUUCCAGAAAUCCACAGCCACCAUAGAGGGCUACUACUACCACAGAAGUUCAGAAUGGUAUCAGUCACUGAACCUCACCCAUGUCCCCGAACACAGCGCGGCCAUCUAUGAGUUCCGGUGACCCCGGCCGGCCUGUUGGCUUCUCCAGCAAAGACUGACGCGAGGCUGUGGCCUCUUAGGGACUCUUGACCGAGGAGGAGGAGGAGGAGGACUACUGGAGUUUUAGCUACCCGAUACAACAUGACAACGCACCGUCUGAGACUGUUUUUUAUGUAAAGGAUGACAGACAGACAGACAGACAGACAGACAGUCUGGGCUGGCCGUGGAAGCAUGCCAGCGCGGAGGGAGCUCUGAUCUGCAGCGUCUCUCUCGCUGGCAGCAGAGACGGGCAGCAGGUGGCGCAAUGUGUGGCUGGCUUCCUCGUGUGGUUUUAAACGUUUUUUGUUGUUGAUUUUUUUUUUUUUUUUAAAGCUGAAGCGUUUUUUUUUUCUUCUUCUUCUUCUGGAAUACUCUUCAUUGCUGUGGCUUGUGCUCGUGGACUCCUGUACUACAACAAGAGCUGAGGGGUUGCCUCAGACUUUGCCAGCGGCUGGAGUGGACUCUUAUUUACCUUUAGCUCGAUGAGAGACUGUUUUUGGCACACUUCUUAUUGUCCCAUGAUCCUGUGUGCCUGCCGGGCCUCCGGGCCCCUAGAGAUAGAGAUUGAUUAUGUUAAGGAUUGUCACAGGAGGGAGGCCUAGUGGUUUCAUUGAUAUUUGACAGUAUUGUUUUGUUUUUUUUGCUAAGGACUCAGCAUUGUGUUGGCACGUUUAUGAAAGAGAGACAAUGAUACGAUAUGUGGAAUGAGCUCUGACUGAUUAUACAAGAUCAAUAUUG
Sardina pilchardus (European sardine) is the source of this 1593-nucleotide messenger RNA. Its product is annotated as glucose-induced degradation protein 4 homolog. The record is from RefSeq and is a predicted model, not a curated record. Lineage: Eukaryota; Metazoa; Chordata; Actinopteri; Clupeiformes; Clupeidae. Gene Ontology annotation, cellular component: GID complex. Gene Ontology annotation, biological process: proteasome-mediated ubiquitin-dependent protein catabolic process; protein targeting to vacuole; negative regulation of gluconeogenesis. The coding region runs from base 221 to 838 and encodes 205 amino acids. The transcript is spliced from 6 exons.